AUGGAGGUCUUAUGUAGGGAAUACUGGCACGCCAACCAAGAAGGAUCAGGCCCACUGCUAGCAGCUACGAUUUCUCCCAUUGCACCUCCGAAUUAUCUGAACCGCCUCGACGCAAUCUAUGGUGACACUAAUGCUGCCUCGAUCAGCAGAGACAUCAGUUACAGCCUCACGAAAACCGCCAAUGCAGCGAUCCAGUACCCAAAUCCGGAAAUAAACAGUUGGACCGAGAUUUACUCAGCAUACUGGUAUGCCAUUGGAGCGAUACUUGCGGCAGAACACCCAACAACGAAGCCCGACUGGACUAAAGUCUACGAGGCGUGGAAAGACGUUGCGAAUACCGUGAUCAAGGGAUACAGCGGCGGUGUAUUGGAAGCUUGGACGUUGCCUGUACUGUAUACUGCUGGCAAACAUCUUCGAGCCUUUGCAAUCAAAGCAGACGAAAAUGCUAGAGCUAGUGGGGGUGACACCAGUUUCAACGCAGGAGGCUUGCAGGAGGAUAUUGCAGGCGACUUUGGAAAGAACGAAAAGCUAGAAGAUGCUGCGCGGGUGAUCAAUCGGAUGUUUACAUUGUGCAUUAGUGAUAGAGCACCGUUAGAAGAAUCAAGAAAAUGGGGCCUCUACUACACCACCAAUCUCCUGUUCAAAACCUACUUCAAGCUCAAUUCCAUCGGCCUCUCCAAAAACAUCUUGCGCGCCCUGUCAGCUUCGAAAACGGACACGCCAACACUCGAAGCCUUUCCCAGGUCCCACAUCGUUACCUUCAAAUACUAUGUUGGCGUUAUCCAGUUCCUCGAGGAAGAUUACGCUCAGGCAGAAGAAAACCUCACCUCAGCCUGGCACAUGUGCCAUAGGUCUGCCACUCGCAAUAUAGAGCUCAUCCUCACCUACCUGAUCCCCACCCUUCUCCUGACCCGCCAACAGCUCCCCUCGUCCCGCCUUCUAUCACUCUACCCGUCCCUUGGCUCUCUCUUCGCUCCCCUGACCCUGGCCAUCCGCAUCGGCUCGCUCUCAGCUUUCGACACCGCUCUUGCAGAAGGGGAGCAUGAGUUUGUCAAACGGCGUAUCUACCUCACCUUAGAGCGAGGAAGGGAUAUCUGUCUGAGGAACUUACUCAGGAAGGUUUAUCUGGCUGGGGAUCUGGACGAAGAAGGGAAGAGGAACACGAGAAUCUAUGUCAAAGACUUCGCCGCGGCCAUCAGGUUGGGUGAGUCUGGGGCGAGCGGGGAGGGUAUGGAUGUGGAGAUGGAUGGAUCGGCAGGGGAGAACAACGAUGAGGUGGAAUGCUUGGUUGCGAACAUGAUAUACAAGAAUCUAAUGAAAGGCUACAUCUCCCGCGAGCGUGGCAUCGUCGUCCUCUCCAAGAACGGAGCCUUCCCCGGCACCGGCAUCUGA
This is a messenger RNA of Letharia columbiana, 1392 nucleotides long. RefSeq lists its product as uncharacterized. Gene Ontology annotation, biological process: transcription elongation by RNA polymerase II; post-transcriptional tethering of RNA polymerase II gene DNA at nuclear periphery; poly(A)+ mRNA export from nucleus. Lineage: Eukaryota; Fungi; Ascomycota; Lecanoromycetes; Lecanorales; Parmeliaceae. Gene Ontology annotation, molecular function: double-stranded DNA binding; RNA binding. The record is from RefSeq and is a predicted model, not a curated record. Gene Ontology annotation, cellular component: transcription export complex 2. The transcript is spliced from 3 exons. Bases 1 to 1392 code for a protein of 463 amino acids.